AUGGAUUCUGAUAGAGCUUUUAAAAACCCUUUCCCUGAUUAUUCUGGCACCCCGCUGCUUGGUGAUGAUAAUAAGUUGAAUAAGACAUGCCAAAGCAGUCUUGUGUCAGUUGCCCACAGACUUCUUGGCAUUAUCCAAGAGAAUUUUGUUCCUGAUAGCAAGGACUAUUCCAUCUACACUGGAUCAUCAGGACAAGCAUUUCUACAUCUUCACUUACAUAACAAGCUUCCUGGAGUACGGGAUGACAGCCAUUUGAAAGUGGCUCUGUCCUGGCUGGACCCAUGUUUAUCCAGGCUAAAAGGUUCCCGAGUCUCCUUUCUGUGUGGAGACGCAGGUCCUCUGGCACUAGCUGCUGUCGUUUAUUUCAAAUUGAAUGACAAAAAGCUUUGCAAGUAUUACACUGAAAAGGUUGAAUCCUUAUGGGAAGCAGCACGCCAUGACAGGGAGAUACCAGAUGAAAUUUUGUUUGGUCGAUGUGGCUACCUGUCUGCACUUUUAUUUCUCAAACACAAUAUUAGCCAGGAUUGUGUGCGUUCUGAAAUUAUACAAGAGGUUGUAGAGGCAGUUCUGAAAUCUGGGGAGAACUUGGCAAGAAAAACAAAGAGCUCCAUCCCUCUCAUGUAUCAGUGGCAUGACAAGACAUAUCUAGGAGCAGCUCAUGGACUGGCAGGAAUUUUCUAUAUGCUUCUUCAGAUUAAGGAGCCAGCUUUACAGGCAAGAAUUCACCAUUUGGUUCGACCAUGCAUUGAUUACAUGCUGACUUUAAGAUUUGCAUCAGGAAACUGCCCAUCAUCACUAGGUAGUGAAAGUGGUGAUAAGCUGGUUCACUGGUGCCAUGGAGCUCCUGGUUGGGUUCAUAUGUUUGCUCUUGCUUACAAGGUUUUCAAGGACAAACAAUAUCUAGAAGCUGCAAAAGAUUGUGUAGAAGUUGUGUGGAAAAGAGGUCUACUCCGCAAAGGCUAUGGGAUUUGUCAUGGCCCUGCAGGAAAUGCUUACACUUUCUUAGCUGUUUUUAAGCUGACUGGUGACCAGAAAUACCUUUAUUAUGCAUAUAAAUUUGCUGAAUGGUGCUGUGAUUAUGGAAAACAUGGCUGCCGGACACCAGACAGGCCAUACUCGAUGUUUGAAGGAAUGGCUGGCACAGUUUAUUUUCUGGUGGACCUGUUGGAUCCAAAAAACUCAGCAUUUCCAGCAUUUGAAUUCCAGACCUGA
Molecule: messenger RNA, 1212 nt
Organism: Candidula unifasciata
Lineage: Eukaryota; Metazoa; Mollusca; Gastropoda; Stylommatophora; Geomitridae
Source: the annotation of a GenBank genome assembly